Molecule: messenger RNA, 1983 nt
Organism: Megalobrama amblycephala (Wuchang bream)
Lineage: Eukaryota; Metazoa; Chordata; Actinopteri; Cypriniformes; Xenocyprididae
Product: ATP-sensitive inward rectifier potassium channel 10
Biological process (GO): potassium ion import across plasma membrane; regulation of monoatomic ion transmembrane transport
Cellular component (GO): plasma membrane
Molecular function (GO): inward rectifier potassium channel activity
Source: RefSeq, a predicted model, not a curated record
AUGACGUCGGCCACGCCCACUUCUUCUCAUGGCCCCGCCCCUCAGAAGAUCUGCCACUCCCAGACACAGACAGACGUUCUGAAGCCUCUGCUGGGAGGCGGGGCAUGGGAGUCAGGUGACACGCGGAGGAGGGUGUUAUCCAAGGACGGGCGGAGCAACGUUCGCAUCGAGCACGUGAGUGGGCGUGGCGCUCUGUACCUGCGCGACCCCUGGACCACCGUUGUGGACAUGCAGUGGAGGUACAAACUGGUUCUGUUCAGCGCCACGUUUGUGGGCACCUGGUUCAGCUUCGGGCUGCUGUGGUACCUGCUGGCGCUGGUGCACGGAGACCUGCUGGAGUUUGAUCCUCCAGCAAACCACAGUGUGUGUGUGAUGCAGAUGCAGACGCUGACGGGGGCCUUCCUCUUCUCCCUGGAGACUCAGACCACCAUCGGAUACGGUUACCGCUGCAUCACCGAGGAAUGUCCGUCUGCCAUCGUCCUGCUGAUCAUCCAGCUCCUCAUCACCACCGCCAUGGAGAUCUUCAUCACCGGAACGUUCCUCGCCAAGGUGGCUCGGCCAAAGAAACGUGGCGAGACGAUUCGCUUCAGUCAGCAUGCGGUGAUAGCCAAUCACGACGGCCGACCGUGUCUCAUGAUACGAGUUGCCAACAUGCGCAAAAGUCUUCUGCUGGGCUGCCAGGUGACAGGGAAGCUUCUCCAGCCGUGUGUGCCGAAGGAGGGAGAGACGGUGCGUUUGGACCAGAAGAAUGUGACCUUCAGCGUGGACACGGCCAGCGAGAGCCCCUUCCUCAUCCUCCCCCUCACCUUCUACCACACCAUCGACGACGAGAGUCCGCUGCGAGGCUGGGCCGACAAGGGGGGAGGAUGGACAGAUCCAGAUCCGGCUGAUUUUGAGCUGCUGAUUAUGAUGAUCUCCACAGUCGAACCCACAUCAGCCACCUGUCAGGUGCGAACAUCAUACCUGCCCGACGAGGUCCUGUGGGGGUACGAGUUCACGCCCGUCGUGUCGCUCUCGCCGACGGGAAAAUACGUGGCGGACCUCUCGUACUUCGACAAAGUGGUGAAAACCAAGACCCCGCCCCUUUUCAAACAGACCCCGCCCAGCGGGAGCGGAACGGACCCGGAGAAGAUGCGCCUGGAGCAAAUCUACCGAGCGGGAGCCGAUGAGAGGCAGACGGACAGCCGUCCACUGAGCGUGCGCAUUAGUAACGUGUGACAGACAUGCGCAGAUCAUCUCUGAUCAAUGUAGGAUGAUUGACAUGAUGAUAAUCUUCAGCAGCGGUUCGAGCAGGACAGAUUUUAACAUAAACUGUGUAGAAUAACACAAAUGUCCUUAAAAUCAAUCACUGAAAUGAUUAAUAUUGCAUGAACAGCAUCAAAACAAGAUGCAAAAUGAUUAACAGCACAGGCUGAAUAGGAAAAUUGAUCACUUUGUGUAUUGCUAGUUCUUGGAAAGUUGAAUAGUGUAAUGAGCUUUUUAAAUUUAAACAGCAGUUUGCUUAUUAUAUUAUGAUCUUUUAUGAGCUGAUAUUGUUUGCCAAACCAUUUAACAUAAUGUUUGAAGACAUUCAGCAUCAAGCGCACAAAUGCAUCAAAACAGCAGAACUGACUGUAACACACUGAACGAGUGACAGAUUGACCUUUGACAUCAGUGACAAACAAAUGUAUUUUGCACAAUUAUCUGGUUUACUGCGUUCAUCAUGUGUUUCCCUGCGAGAACCGCUGCGGUAAACACUGAUGAUCACGUUCUGCUUCAGUGACACCGUCAUCAUGAUUUAAUAUCUUAUUCUCAACUCGAUCUGAAGGCACUUUAUACUGUAAUGAGGGCAAAAAUGGCUCAGAAAAGAGAAAAUCUUGUUCAUUGUUUGUUUGAUAUUUGUCUGUAUAUGCAGGAUAAAUGUGUGUUUCUCUGUAAUAAUUGACUGGAUACAGAGCUGCAUCAUAAUCCACAUUAAUAAACAGAUGCUGAUGAUUAAUCUGA